Molecule: messenger RNA, 2203 nt
Organism: Silurus meridionalis
Lineage: Eukaryota; Metazoa; Chordata; Actinopteri; Siluriformes; Siluridae
Gene: otx2b
Product: orthodenticle homeobox 2b
Exons: 4
Coding region: 328-1197 (289 amino acids)
Biological process (GO): multicellular organism development; regulation of transcription by RNA polymerase II
Cellular component (GO): nucleus
Molecular function (GO): DNA-binding transcription factor activity, RNA polymerase II-specific; RNA polymerase II cis-regulatory region sequence-specific DNA binding
Source: RefSeq, a predicted model, not a curated record
ACCGUACGCACUUUAAUCUCCCUAAACGAUUUCGUCUGCUGUCCGUUUAAGUGGAGCAGCUGAAGCUUUUAACUUCCCAUGCUUCUACUUUUAUACUUUACGCGUUGGGUUCGAAUGCAACUAUUUCACCAUACAUAUUAAGGUAACAGUCGGAUGUAGCCUGCAGGUUUUUUUUGGACCUAUUUUACACUUUGCAGAUAACAUCAAGCAGCAAGAAAGCUUGCAGUUUGGCAAACACCUCCACUGGAGCUUCGGACUGAAAGAGGUGCGAGAGAAGAAGCGUUCUCCAUUAUUUGCUCCAAACUGACCUACGCGACCAACUUUAGCAUGAUGUCUUAUCUCAAGCAACCGCCUUACCCGGUUAACGGGCUCAGUUUAACCACCUCCGGUAUGGAUCUGCUGCAUCCUUCUGUGGGAUAUCCAGCUACUCCUCGAAAGCAGCGUCGGGAGAGAACGACGUUCACACGGGCUCAGCUCGACGUGCUCGAGGCGCUGUUCGCUAAGACGCGCUACCCGGACAUCUUCAUGCGGGAGGAGGUGGCCCUGAAAAUCAACCUGCCCGAGUCCCGUGUACAAGUUUGGUUCAAAAAUCGGCGCGCCAAAUGCCGACAGCAGCAACAGCAGCAGCAGAAUGGAGGACAGAACAAAGUGCGUCCGGCCAAGAAGAAGAGCUCCCCGGCGCGGGAGGCGAGCUCCGAGAGCGGCGCUAGCGGCCAGUUCACGCCGCCCUCUAGUACCUCAGUGCCGGCUAUAUCCAGCACGGCGGCGCCCGUCUCCAUUUGGAGCCCGGCGUCGAUCUCGCCGCUGUCGGAAGUGCUCUCCACCUCGUCGUCGUCGUCUUGCAUGCAGCGCUCGUACCCGAUGACCUACACACAGGCGUCCGGUUACGGUCAAGGCUACGCGGGCUCAGCGUCCUACUUCGGCGGUAUGGAGUGCGGUUCCUAUCUGGCGCCCAUGCACCACCAGCUGUCGGCGCCUGCAGCCUCGGCUCUCAGUCCCAUGAGCACCAGCGCCGUCACCAGCCACCUGAACCAACCGUCCGCUCAGGGCUACGGCGCCUCGGGCCUCAGCUUCAACUCCACCGCGGCGGACUGCCUGGACUACAAAGAUCAAACAUCCUCUUGGAAGCUCAACUUCAACGCUGACUGCUUGGAUUACAAAGAUCAGACUUCCUCCUGGAAGUUUCAGGUGUUGUGAGAGAGAGAGAGAGAGAGAGAGUGAAGCAAGCGAGUUUCUUGAAAAAAAUAAAAAGUAAACCCCUGAAAGACUAGACAAGACACACUGCAUAUCUGCCAUCUUUCAAAAAUCUAACAAAUACUUUUGGAGAGGUGGAUGAGUUGCGCUGUACCUGCCUCCAGUUAGCCACUCCUGUUUCUGUGUAACAAGGUCAAUUAUAUGAAUGGUUGCUGAAUGGUACACGAGAUAUAAGACCACAAGCUGUAAUUUAAGGAAAAAAAGAAUCCAAGUGAACUUAUAAGAAGCUAGAUCACAGCCAUGGAACAAAUCCUAACCCAUGUAAAGAGGAGAUGAAAUACACUACAUGUUGAAAUGUUGAUCUGGAAUGGCCAGGCUUCUCCAUCCAAAACCUCUUACAGCACGCUGACUUCUGUCCAUGUUGGCAAAACGAGAGACACUUCCUUUAGGACAAUGUGAGCAGGAGAGAGAACGAGUGUUUGCGUGUGUGUGUGUGUGUGUGUGUGUGUGUGUGUGUGUGUGCGCUGAACGCCCCCAGGGCGACCUGGAUGCACUACUUUAUUUAAGAAAAAGUGUUUAUAAGGAAUCAAUAUGUAGUUUUUAAGAGACAAUCAAUGUGUGUCUUAUAUAAAUGGUACAUGUGUUUUUUUUUUAAUCUGUGCUAGCCUUCGAAACUGUGAUCUGUUGUAACUGUAUGCAAUUUGUGAGCUCCCUCGCAACCGCAAAAAAAUCUCGGCUGUGAUUUUAAUAGAUUCUUCAUCUUCCUUUAAAGGUAAAAAAAAGAGAAAUUAUAUUAGUCACAUAUGAAUUUAAUUUGAGCUAACCAUUAAAGAUGACAAAUCUGCUAAAUUUGUUGAACGCCCAAAAGUGAGUAUUCCCUUCCACUCAUUUUUUUUUUGGUCUUUAGUGACCCACCGUCGAGGAUUUCCAACGCGGAUCUUAAACCUGUCUGGAGUAGUAAUGUGGUUCCACCCUUGCUGAGAACAUUAAUAAACGAUUUCACAUUUGA